UUAAUUAGUUGUGAAGAGUAGGUGAAUUAUGUUCUAUAUAAGAGGGACAUGGUGGGAAUACUCUUCAUCAUCACCAUCUUUGUCUCUUCAUUUUUUUCCUUCUAGUGCUUCUUUGAUCAUCAUGACACUUGCUGGUAAAAUCACCACUGAAAUUGGUGUUCAUGCAACUGCUGCAAAGUGGUUUAACCUCUUUGCAAAGCAACUCCAUCAUGUUCAAAACCUUACUGAUAGAGUCCAUGGAACCAAGCUGCAUCGUGGUCAAGACUGGCACCACACUGAGUCCAUCAAACACUGGACUUAUACCAUAGAUGGUAAGGUUACAACAUGUCAGGAGAGUAUUGAAUCUAUUGAUGAAGCAAACAAAACAAUCACCUACAAACUUUUCAAUGGAGACAUCGAUAAGCAGUUCAAGCUCUUCAAGUUCAUAUUUCAAGCAAUCGAUAAGAACAGUGGCGGCGCUAUUAUCAAAUGGACCAUUGAGUAUGAGAGGGUCAGUGAGGAAGUUGAUCCUCCUUAUGGCUAUGUCGAGUACCUGCACAAAUGCACUGGAGACAUUGAUGCUCAUCUUCUCAAGGCAUAGUUCCAAAAUGUUAUGCACAAAAUUAAAAAAAUUAAAAAAAAUAAUAAGAAUAGCCUUAGCCUUAGGUUAAGUGCUUAUCUGUAAAAUAAUAUAUAUCUGUGUGGAGUUUGACAAAGGAUGGUUAUGUUAUGUAGAACCUUCCUUUGUGUGGAAUAAACUUGGAUAUGCAUGUGGGUCAUGUCUUGAA
This is a messenger RNA of Vigna angularis (adzuki bean), 767 nucleotides long. Its product is annotated as MLP-like protein 43. Bases 29 to 580 code for a protein of 183 amino acids. Gene Ontology annotation, biological process: defense response. The record is from RefSeq and is a predicted model, not a curated record. The transcript has 2 exons. Lineage: Eukaryota; Viridiplantae; Streptophyta; Magnoliopsida; Fabales; Fabaceae.